Molecule: messenger RNA, 297 nt
Organism: Cooperia oncophora
Lineage: Eukaryota; Metazoa; Nematoda; Chromadorea; Rhabditida; Trichostrongylidae
Source: the annotation of a GenBank genome assembly
AUGUGUAGUACUCACACAGUAUUUCCAGAAGUUUGGGCAGGAGAUCACGAACGUCGUUUGUAUGCAAAAUUGGCCGAUGGCUACAACAAACUCGCUCGUCCAGUGAAAAACGAUAGUGAACCAGUGCUCGUACUACUCGGACUCGAUUUCCAACAAAUACUUGAUGUGGAUGAAAAAACAUCAAAUCAAGCCACUCAAUGUUGUUGGGUUACGUAUGUGUUCACAACUGUUGGAAAUCUCAAAGGAGAAUCUCGUUUGGAAUGUGACCAGAAGAAUAAAAUAAGAAUAAAGUAUUGA